Neofelis nebulosa (Clouded leopard) is the source of this 1445-nucleotide messenger RNA. RefSeq names its product PIH1 domain containing 2 (gene PIH1D2). The record is from RefSeq and is a predicted model, not a curated record. The transcript has 6 exons. Gene Ontology annotation, cellular component: ribonucleoprotein complex; R2TP complex; cytoplasm. The coding region runs from base 274 to 1215 and encodes 313 amino acids. Gene Ontology annotation, biological process: box C/D snoRNP assembly; rRNA processing. Lineage: Eukaryota; Metazoa; Chordata; Mammalia; Carnivora; Felidae.
ACAAGGAGAGUUUCCAGGAUCCUCUAGAGAUCGAAAGGUGCGGAAGGGAGGCGGGCGCCUUCCUGGAAAAGAAGUGGGUCAGGCUCAACUGAAAAGCAAGAAAGAGGAGAUUCCGGAACUAGAUGUAAAAGUCCUUUCUGCCUGGAGCUUUCCGGACCCAAUUAGAUGUUGGACCCGGUCUGGUUACCCUGGUAACAGGUGUCGCUGUUUGUCAAGGAACCGAGAGAGGAGUCCUAUCUUUCCACAGACUUAAGAGGCCUAUUCACCUCAAUCAUGGAGUCUUCCUCAAAGGGUCUGCUCACCCAAGUUACUCAGUUCUGGAACCUCCUAGACGAUCUGGCUGAAAGCAACCCUGAGGGCUACGAGAAGUUUAUUCAACAGCAGCUGAAAGAAGGGGAACAGCUCUGUGCCACCCCAGAACCAUGGCUCUGUCUACAAACCAGGAUCCUGAAACCAAAGGAAAAAAUACUUUUCAUCAACCUGUGUCAGUGGAAAAGGAUCCCAGCUCCCCAGUCAAACACUCAUCCGGUACCUCUAAGUAUUGGCAGACCAGAAGAUAGGUUUGAGACAUCAGAUGUUUAUACAGUCAUCGAUGUGGCCUACAAUCCUGAUGUUCUCCAGGCAGCAGAAAAGGACCAAGUGAAAAAAGAUCAAUUAAUACAGAUGGCCAUGAAAUGCAUUGAGGAAAAACUCCAAUUCACUCUCUCACACUCUUACGGCAUUACUAACUUUAGAAUAAAAGGAAGCAUUCAAAGGAUGAAACAAAAUCUGUUGAGAAUGCAAACUGACCCCACAAAUUUAAGAGAGAAAAUGAAAAAGGAACUAACCCUUGAACAGAUAAGUAGUACUGUGAGCAAUCCAGACACCUUCCAACUUUUAUUGCCAAAAGAUGAAGUUUCAAGCAAAACAAGGUGUCUGAUAGAGGAGAUUUCCAGUACAGAGAGCCAGGUAGAGAUGAAGGAACCAGCCUAUGAAUUAAAAAUUGUGGCUGAUCAGAAUGAGAAACCUCUGAAAAUUGAAAUAAAAGUUGAAUUACCUGGUAUUAAUUCCGCAUCUGUCUGUGACCUUAGUGUUUCUGAGGAUGACUUACUGAUUGAGGUCCCUGAAAAGUACAGAUUAUAUCUGAAUCUUCCAGAAUCUGUGGAUACUGAAAUGACUACAGCAAAAUUUAUCAAAGAGAAAGCUACAUUAAUCAUCAUAAUGCCACUGGUAUAAGUCAAGAGCAUCAUCUGCUUUUGGGUUUUCAGUGCUACAGGCAUGUGAAGGAUAGGACCUUCAUUAUGGGUGAAGAGGUAGUGGUUUAUCUUCAAUACUGGUUUCAUGUUUCCUAAGAGUUCUUUUGAAUGAAAUGAGAUUUUCUCAUCAACAUGUUUAUACUUUUUUUUUUUUAACUCCCCUCACACUUGGCUAGAAGCAGAAACUAUUAAAACAGUAUUGCUAUGAUA